AUGGCGGAUUCCACGUCACCGUUCAACGUCUCGAUUCUCGAUAAUUCGACGGCGAAACUGAGCGAAAUGGUUGACUCUGGUUGGAACGUACUAGCGUCGACCAGUGUUCAAGCAUUCAAUGGAGCAAUGGACGUCUUAGAAGAGUCUUAUCCGCUAUGCAAAAAGAUGCUUGACCACAAUAAGUUAUUCCCUGAACGAGAUCCAAAUGAUACCCGUAUUUGGUGUAAUGCCACGUAUGAUACAGUACUCUGUUGGCCUCCAACGCCCGCGAAUUCGUCAGUAACACUGCAAUGUCCACAUAUGAAAGGAUUAGAUCCGAACAAAAACAUCACAAAGGACUGCCACGUGUCGGGAGUUUGGUCAGGACGAAAUGCUGGAGAAAUGGGACCGACACUGCCCGGAUGGACGAAUUUCACGAUGUGUUACACGGAUGAAGUCAUUUAUAUCAUGCAGAAUUUGAACAACGAAUCGUUGACGAUUGCACAAGAAGUUGCUCGAAAUGCACGAAAACUUGAAUUCGUUGGUCUUGGCUUAUCACUGGUCUCUCUUAUUUUGGCCAUAUCUAUCUUCUCUUAUUUUCGACGUCUCCGAGUAUUUCGAAAUUUACUGCACUUACAUUUAAUGAUCGCUAUGCUUAUGGUUGUGAUUAUCCGUCUGGUUCUCUAUAUUGAUCUGAUUUUUACCGGAGAUAUUGGUCCACAUACAAAUUCAGCAGAAGGAAAAACAAUAAAUACAAUGCCGAUAGUAUGCGAAGGAAUGUUUUUCUUCUUGGAAUAUUUCAAAACAGUUACUUUCUGUUGGAUGUUCUUGGAAGGAAUCUAUCUGAAUAAUCAAAUUGUUUUUGGUUUUUUCAACUCAGAGCCAAAACUUCUUCCAUAUUUCUUAGCAGGAUACGGAAUUCCAUUAAUUCACACAAUGCUUUGGCUAUUCGUUGUCCUAAUAAAAAAAGACUUCAAAGUCGAAAGAUGUUUGGGAUCGUAUUAUUUGGAACCAGAGUUUUGGAUUCUUGAUGGACCGAGAAUGGCUGAAUUGGUGAUAAACUUAUUCUUCAUUUGCAAUGUGAUUCGAGUACUCUAUAGUAAAGUUCGAGAAUCGAAUAACACAUCAGAAGCUGGACUGAAAAAGUCAGUGAAGGCUGCAAUGAUGUUAUUACCAUUGCUUGGAGUUCCGAAUAUCAUGCAGACUAUUCCGUUUGCACCUACUAGGGAUAAUAUUAUGGUGUUUGCUGUGUGGACAUACACUGCUUCAUUCACUUAUAUGUACCAAGGACUCAUGGUUGCUAGUAUAUACUGUUUUACGAACAAAGAGGUGAACCAUGUGCUGAAAGCAUUCUAUGCACGAUAUCGAUUGCUUCAUAAAUCUCAAAAUGAGUUGAGACGUGGAUCCAGGAGUGUUGCAUCGCAUUAUGCUGCUAAAAACGGAACGAGUAAUACGAAUGCUCAGCAGACAAAUAAUGCUGAUGAAACUGGAAAACUGUCUCCAUUCCCAUCACGAAGUAAAAAAGGGAGUGAUGAUUCAACAACAAAAUUGAUGAAAGACACUGUGAUGGAAGAAGAGAAGAAUGCAAACAACAAUGGAUAUGGAUCAGCUGGCGAAAUGACACCUCUUCGUGAAGGAUCAAAUCGCUCCACAAAGUCUCCGUGA
Molecule: messenger RNA, 1644 nt
Organism: Caenorhabditis remanei
Lineage: Eukaryota; Metazoa; Nematoda; Chromadorea; Rhabditida; Rhabditidae
Exons: 15
Coding region: 1-1644 (547 amino acids)
Biological process (GO): adenylate cyclase-modulating G protein-coupled receptor signaling pathway; cell surface receptor signaling pathway
Cellular component (GO): plasma membrane
Molecular function (GO): G protein-coupled peptide receptor activity
Source: RefSeq, a predicted model, not a curated record